Molecule: messenger RNA, 6275 nt
Organism: Strongylocentrotus purpuratus (purple sea urchin)
Lineage: Eukaryota; Metazoa; Echinodermata; Echinoidea; Camarodonta; Strongylocentrotidae
Exons: 4
Coding region: 1-2967 (988 amino acids)
Biological process (GO): neurotransmitter transport
Molecular function (GO): syntaxin binding
Source: RefSeq, a predicted model, not a curated record
AUGCAAACCUUCAAACAUCAUCUGAUUCAGCUCUACGGGGAGCCUACUCAACUCAGCGUCAGACAACUCCAGCGCGACCUAGUUAAGACAGCCAAGCUCACCAACCACCUAACCUUCCUCAAACGCUGCCGCGACUCCGACACCAUCCCUCUAGGCCUUCAACUCAAAUCCGCCGUUGACACCCCCAAAGCCCAGCGCAUACUACACCAAGCCGGUAUUGACCUUACCCGAGAACGCAUCGUACACACACGCCACCAACUCCACGAUCUCAACACCGCUACCUCUGCUUCUCAGUCCAAGAUCAACCAACAACUCAAUCCUGAUGACCUCAGCAAAGUACAGUCCUUCAACGACCACACCGCCCAACUCGCCUUUCAGACCACCAAACUCAAGCAAAUUAGGAAGUUCGACCAAUUACGUUCACGCAAGCGCAUCUGCACCAACGACCCUCCAACGACUCAACCCAUUAAGGACACAGUAGUCAACCUCAGUCAACACAGACUCUCCCAAGCCGAACACAAGGUUCUAUCCCUAGGACUCAACUUCGCCGUAGCCCCCAAGAAGAUACCAUUCUCCAACAUCGUGCAACAAGUAGAACCCAAGCUCCGUUUCCUCUCCAAAGCUGCUGCUAACGACAUCCGACUCAAAAUUACCAACGCUCUCGCCGAAGCUAAGCCACCCAAACCCAACCUAUCUAAAGAAGAACGAUCCGCUAUUCAAGACCUCCGCAAGAACCAAUCCAUCCACAUCCUACAAGCAGACAAGGGAAACGCCACCGUCGUCAUGGACCAAGAUACAUACGAAGAUAAGAUCUGCGACCUACUCAAAGAUAAGGAAACCUACUCCAAACUCAAGAGGGACCCAACCCCGGCCAACGAAAGGAAGAUCAACCAACAACUUUUAACCCUACACAGAUCCGACAUACUACCCAAGGCACUCUACUUUCAACUCAGAUCCUCGUCAGCUAAGUCACCCAUCCUCUUCGGACAGCCCAAGAUUCAUAAGCCGCUUAUCCCUCUCCGCCCUAUCAUCUCUACCCGAGGAUCAUCCUGCUACAACACUGCACGUCAUCUCGCCAAUAUUCUACAACCACUCGUAGGCCAAACGCAGCACCACGUCACGAACUCUAAGCACUUCAUCGACAUCCUCUCCAAAACCAAGAUCCAGCCAUCCGACACACUCGUCAGCUUCGAUGUCACCUCUCUAUUUACCAACGUUCCUGUAGACCAAGCAUGCGACAUCAUCAAACAACGCCUCAUCUCAGACCCAGACCUCGAAUCUAGGACCAAGCUCACACCUGACCAGAUCCACGACCUCCUUCUCACCUGCCUCCACUCCAACUCUUUCAAGUGGCGCAGCAACUUCUAUAAACAACUUCAAGGAGCAGCCAUGGGAUCUCCACUCUCACCAAUCAUCGCCAACAUCUUCAUGGAACACUUCGAGCACCAAGCACUCAAGUCCGCCGACAAGUCUCCUUCACUAUGGCUACGCUACGUCGACGACACCUUCGUCAUCUGGCCACACAGCACACCAGACCUCCACCAUUUCCUCGACCACAUCAACAACCAACACCCCAGCAUUAAGUUCACCAUGGAGACCGAACACGACAACUCAAUCCCUUUCCUAGACGUACUCAUCACUAAGACACCAUCAGGAUUCCCCUCGCACCAAAUAUACCGGAAACCAACCCACACAGACCGCUACCUCAACUUCCGAUCUCACCACCAUCCAUCAGUCCACCAAUCAGUCUCCAACUCACUCAUCAGACGAGCCCACCAACUUAGUGAUAAAGCACAUCUCCAGCAAGAACUCAAGCACAUCACGCACGCACUUACUUCCAUCAACCAGUACCCAAGAAGGAAAAUCAACACCCGAGCUCCCUACCACAAGACCAGCACCACCGGAACCCAACCUGAUACUAAGCCCACCGCCACCAUCGUACUUCCCUACAUCGGCAAGACAUCACACCGACUACAACGCAUCCUCCGCUCAGCCAACAUCCUCGUCAGACACCAAUCCAACCACAAGCUUUACUCCACUCUUCACUCUCACAAGGACAAGCACCCAUCCAACAAACAACCAGGCGUCUACAAGAUUCCCUGCGAUUGCGGCAAAGUCUACAUUGGAGAAACCGGCCGCGAUUUCGACACCCGACUAAAAGAACACAAGACCCACCACCGACGCAGCGACUGGGACAAGUCAGCCAUCGUCAAGCACGCACAACAAGAGCUCCACCACAUUCACUGGGAUAAAAGUCACCUCAUCACCCCCAUCCGACAUUGGCACACCCGAAGAGUCCGAGAAGCCAUCGAGAUCCACCAACACAACACCGUACCCCAAGACCCAGGCCUUCACAUCAACAGUAUCUGGCACCCAAUCCUCCCUCACCAUCCUACUUCCGACCAAUCUUCAACCAACUCCACAACCAACACGCCAACCACCAACACUUCACCAAUCCAUCCAUCCGUUAGCCCGGACACCACCUACAACCACCCAACCACACCCACUCAAUCAAGCACUACACGUUCUCAACUAGCCACUUCACCCACACAAGCACCGCCCACGCCCACACCUCGCUACAACCUACGCCAACGUGAGCUCGGAAACUUGGGCGGAGGGGACGGAGAAGGGGACGGUAAGGAUGACGAGGAGGCCGCUCUCAUCGAAGAGGCGAGACAGCAGCAGGAGGAGGAGAGGAAAGCUAGACAUGCAAAGAUGGAGGCAGAGAGGGAGGUGGAGAGGCAGAGGAUACGAGAAAAGUAUGGACUAAAGAAGAAAGUCGCAGAGGAGCCAGGAAUGCUUCCGGAGCCAGAUGAUGCGGGCCGUAUCACGAGAAAAAAGAAGACACCUGCCGAGAUGCAGCAAGCGUUACAACAACAGGAUGAUGAGGAAGAAGGUUUUAUGGAUACCGUGAAAGGUUUUGUAGCACCGUUUGCGGAGAAACUCGGCCUGGAUCUCUUCAAAUAGGCAAACAUUUAUCAGGCAGAUGACAUUCAGGAUUGUAUCUUAGUUAAACCGUCAACAAUCCCCUCGUGUGUAAACCAGGUCGAACCCAUGUUUCUGGAAAUGAUUCCACGAAAAUAGUUAUUUUCUUGGUUUUGCUCUUAGUCUGGUAAAUCUGUGGCAAAUCAAGAACUUGCCAUUUGUCUUUUAAGCCCUAUUUCUCCCAGUGUACAUAUAUGGUACUAACUAUAGAUUUAUUAUUAUCUCUUUCCUAUAAUGAUUUACCACAGGUGUUUGAUAACUGAAAAUAUAUUUCUAAACAGUUUUGAUAUAUUUGACAGUUUUUAAUUUACUUAAAAACUAAUUUUGGAUUAUUUUGGAAAUCUGACAGAACAAUUUAUUGCACUACUUAAAGGAUAUAAUGCAGUAUUAAGAUUAAAUGGAGAUGUUCUUUAAAAAAAACAGACAAUAUCCCCAUUCUUUUUACUAUGCACAAACCUGUACCUCAGGUUGUUUUUUCUGUAGAAUUUUAAGGACCAAAUUUGCAGAAAUUUGGUCUCUGAAGUUUGAUUAAGAGUGUGAUAUUGGCAGAGCAAUAUUGAACUUUUUAGUCCACUAUUUAACUCCAACAGUGUGUGGCUAUUUUGUAUUUGACAUUGGGCCUAUUUGUAAGGCCCUUAAACAAAAAAAGAUGAUGCCAUUUAUGCACACAAGAUAGCUCCUGAACUUUAAAAAAAAAAUCACUGCUAUUUGAUACUGCAUGACCUGUUUAGAGGAUUCACAGUUAGAAGGUAGUAACUCCACAAGUGCUAACACUUCACAUCUAUUUGAUUAUGCCUGUGCCAUGUCACUGAUACACAGCAAGAUGGUAGUAACUUCAAGUCCCAACACUUUAUGUUUCACCAUAGUUAUUUAAAUCCUACGUAGAGGAUACACACACAGCAUGCUGGGAGCACCUCAUUGUAUGUGAAAAGAACAUCGCUUCACAGUAGAUAAGCACUAUACAAUCCAACUGCUAUCCAGUUCUGAAAGAAAUUAACCAGGAAUUUGUCAGAUAUGACGUUAUGAACAUGUUAAAUCGUUCAUGAACAAAAAUAUGUGUUUGCAGUCGGAUGGUAUAAAGUGCGAUGGGCUCCAUUCAUUCCUAAUGUUAAGACCUAUCAAUUAACGUUUAUAAGGGUCUGACAAGUUUCCACAGUUGCCCACUCACUUGCACAGCGGUUGUGUGUUUCACCUCACGUUUUAAAAACGUUAAUAUUACACUGCAUGUGUAUACACCCUGCAUAUUUAUAAGCAAGCAUUCCUACCACAUAUAACUACCUCCGUAAUACUUUCCAUAACCAUCAAAACCAUGAGCAUCCAAACAUAUUUAAUUGAUUUCAGUAUAUGAAACCGCUAUUGAUUAGGUGCUUUUGUUUAAAAAAUAAAACGUGCAAUAUUUUUGUGCAUUUAUGAUAACAAAUUUACUCCUUUCACAGAACAGAUUUGCCUGUCCAGAUUUUUGUUUCUUCAAACAUUUGAUCAAUUUCCUUUCAAGAUUAUUCAAAUUUUCAAUAAAGUGAUUUUUAAAAAGGUGAAAUUUCUAAUAAUAUAUUUGUUUAAAAAAGAAAUUUCUUUUUUUUAAGUGAAACAGAUUCUGACUCCACAAAUUUAUCUAGUAAUUGAUUUUUUAAAUAAAAUUACUGGGAAGUGGAUGUAUAGACAUAGCUCCUGUAUGAAAUUGAUUAAAUCUCAACCAAACUUUGAAGCUUGUCUGAGGCCAAAAUUAUGGUUUCAAUUCUAAGUAUGAUUAAGAUUUAAAAAAUUAAAACUAAUAUUACUCUAGAUGUUGUACAAGCAUUUCUUUCCAUUCCAAAUUUCACAGACCAAAGAAAGACAUGGGGAAAAUGAUUUUUACUUUACUUAUUUAGUAGAAAAUUCAAGGUUGGCAAUUUUUCUAGUGCAAUAGAUUUUGUUGUUGUUGGUUUUAAGACUGAAAUAAGAUAAGACUGCCUGAGAGAGUAGGAUUUUUGUGUAAAUAAAACUUAAAAAGAUGUAUGGCUGUGCUUGAAGUAGAAGAACAAACAGUAUGAUGUCUUUUUGGUUUGUAUACCAUGUAUAUUGCUAGUACUGAAAGAAUAUGUAUCAUUUAUUUGCCAAUUUCCAAUGCAUCUUCUGUGAAGCUUAUACCCAUAUAUGUACAUUAUCUUGGCUGAUUGUAUAUUUAUAUAUUAUAACAGUUCUUGAUGUCAAAUGUGUAAAACAAAUGUUCAAAGAUUUCUUGUUGUAGCAAAUUUUCAAUAUGCAUACUUACAAAAUUGAACAAUGGUUACAAAUGUUUAUCUAUUUUUCUGCUUUCUCCUGUUGUAGUACCAGUAAUAAUACCCUUUGUGAAACCUGGUCAGAGCCCCUUGAAGAAUUUGAUGGAAAGGUUACCUUUAAAAAGUGUAAAACCAUAGUUAGAUUAAUCUUGUAUUCCUAUUUAAUAGCCAAGUACUUAAAACUAUUUAUUCUUAAUGAUGUUUGUAUAAAAAAAUAUAGACGUUUUUAUCAAAUUACUUUUAUCUUUACAUACAAUUUUGUGCAUUCUCAUUCAAAUAUCAAGUAGUUUUAAAGAUGUGCAAUUAUUUUCUUCUUGCCACUUCAAACAUUCCUGUUAAAAAAGGGACAACAGAGCCAAAAUUGUCACUCUUUUACAUUUUAAGUACAGGUGUAUUUCAGACAAAUCACCAUUCAAAAAGUUGUUUAUACAGAUAAAUUGUAGGUGACUUAAUGUUAUUUGCAGUAUUGGUACUAAACAAUGUACUUCUUUAUCUACCCCCUGAAACUAUUACAUGUUUAUACAUCUGUAUGUUACUAUAUCACGUUUGUUAUCCAUUUCUAUCUUAUGAAUGUGAUCAGGUGAUCUGAUCAGGUGAUCGUGUCAUAGUCGUUUCCAUUCUGCAAUCAAUUCAAAACUGUAUUCAUUUUUUUUAAAUUCACAAUUCACUUUUAAUUUUUGCCCAAGAUUACUAUUGCAUAUACUCUGUUGAGUUCCAGAAGGGCUUUAAUGGGAAAGUGACAUCAGUUAACGCCCUUAGUGCUCUGAGCAGACGGCAUUCAUAUGGACGAAUAUUGAAUGAAAUAUGUUUUACUUUGCUUUCUUGCCACAUGUUGGUGUAGUGAUACGAUUGCAUAGUUCAAAACUUGUCUUUGUAUAUGUAAUGUGAGGUCCAGCUAUCACGCAGUCGAUUGUCUUUGCCAUCUAGAAUUGCACACACAAUACUAAAAGCUUUGUUUGUUGACCGUUCACAUUGUAUCUCUCUGCAUUGAAAUGUUGAUUUCUUCACCAAAUGUCACUUUUGUAAAAAAAA